Rhinopithecus roxellana (golden snub-nosed monkey) is the source of this 924-nucleotide messenger RNA. RefSeq names its product dachshund homolog 2-like. The transcript is spliced from 4 exons. The record is from RefSeq and is a predicted model, not a curated record. NCBI's taxonomy places the organism in Eukaryota, Metazoa, Chordata, Mammalia, Primates, Cercopithecidae. The coding region runs from base 169 to 924 and encodes 251 amino acids.
UGGUGGGUGAGCGUGAGCGUGAGCCGGCUGCUGAAGACUUGCCAACAGUUCCGAGUCAGCGAGAGCGCGCCAGAGAGAGCGAGAGUGAGGGAGUGAGUGCGAGGGGAUCUAGAGGAGUCAGGGCGAGAAAGCGAGGGCCCGAGGACCCACGAUUGAGACAGAGUGACCAUGGCUGUCUCCGCAUCUCCAGUGAUCUCUGCAACUUCCAGCGGCUCAGGCGUCCCGGGGGGCUUAUUCCGGGCCGAACCCCUGUACUCGACUCCCGGGGAGCCCCCUCGUCUCACUCCUAAUAUGAUUAAUAGUUUCAUGGUUAAUAACCAUAGCAGCAGUGCCGGAGGUGGCGGGGUCGGUAGUGGCGGCGGCGGCAGCGGCAACACCAACACCAACGAGUGCCGCAUGGUCGACAUGCACGGGAUGAAGGUGGCUUCGUUCCUGAUGGACGGCCAGGAACUGAUCUGCCUGCCGCAAGUCUUUGAUCUUUUUCUCAAGCACCUGGUGGGAGGCUUGCACACUGUGUACACCAAGCUGAAGAGACUGGAUAUAUCCCCCGUGGUGUGUACUGUCGAGCAGGUCCGGAUCCUCCGCGGGCUGGGGGCCAUCCAGCCCGGGGUAAACCGCUGCAAACUCAUCACCAGGAAAGACUUCGAAACUUUGUUCACCGAUUGCACCAAUGCCAGAAGGAAGAGGCAAAUGACAAGAAAACAAGCUGUUAACAGUUCAAGACCUGGCAGGCCCCCUAAGCGUUCUUUGGGAGUGUUGCAGGAAAAUGCCCGCCUUCUACCCCAUGCAGUCCCAGGCCUCUUAUCGCCAGGACUUAUCACUCCGACAGGUAAUAAAAUCCAUCUGAUGAUCAGCCAUGUCUCUUCAGAAGAAGAAGGUGCAGGUGGCCAUUGUCCUGCACGAUGUCUUAGUGUCUUUCAUUGA